Canariomyces notabilis is the source of this 2510-nucleotide messenger RNA. RefSeq names its product Tcp11-domain-containing protein. The record is from RefSeq and is a predicted model, not a curated record. The coding region runs from base 304 to 2370 and encodes 688 amino acids. The transcript is spliced from 2 exons. NCBI's taxonomy places the organism in Eukaryota, Fungi, Ascomycota, Sordariomycetes, Sordariales, Chaetomiaceae.
GAACCGUGCAGUGCUUCAUGCAUUCUCCCGGUGUCACGAGACCUCGUCUCCGGAUUGUGUUGCAUACCGCUUUGUUUGUCCCUGCACCUUGCCGGCUAUAUUCCCCGUUCGAGUAUGCUGCAGUGAUGCUAACCAGGACAGCUGGUCUUCCUCUCUCUAUAUAAUCGUGGGAGAGUCAACUUGUGAAGCGACUCAUCAUCUGGUGCCAAUUGAGAUCUGAUUGCGCUCUCAUCUCUUUUGGUCUGCAUUGCAUCGAUAAGCCGUCGAUUCACGAUAUCGCAACAGCACCUGCCGACGUUGAAGAUGGGCGAUCAAGGUGCUGGUGGGGGAAUCGAGAGCCACAUGCCCACCCAUAGGAGACAGGAUUCCGGCGAGGAGCCGAUACCGGCCGAGCCCGCUCCGGAGACGCGGAAUCCAACCCCCGAGUCGGAUGUUUCAGACAUAGCACCGGCUGCCCAAGAUUUACCCCGUGGUUCACGCGACCUUGGCGCCGGCGGACCUGCACCGGGGGGCACUGCUGCGCCGGGGCUAUCUAGAAAUCCAUCUUCUUGCUCGACGAACUCUAGCACAAAACAGAGCGAUGAAUAUCUCACAGCCCACGCACCACCACCAGACUCCAGACCCUUUUUGGGGUCUCGUCCAGUGAGCAUCGUCGCAGAUCGCCCGCUCGAGCCGCCAGUCACAAAACAAACUCUGAGCGAACUCGACGUCACAAAGAUUGUACAAAAUCCGAAAUUGCGGCAUGAUAUUAACUUUGAUCCCGAGCUCCAUUUCCGACCGAAUUUGGAUGGAGAGAAGGGAAGGAGGAAGCAGGAGAAGGCUAAUCAGUUCUGGUCGACGCUCCUCGAGCAGCUGGUCAUGUUCGUCACGGACCGCGAGCAGUUUCAAGUGAGAUACCCGAACGGGGACUGGUGUCUGCCAUCGCUCUUGCAGGCAGUCCGUGAAAUCGUCGAGACGCUGGUGCCGCAGCGGGAUCGGGAGCUUCUCGAUGAGGGUCUCAACGUUGAACUCUUGAUGCAACAGUUCAACCGCGGCGUUGCCGAUCUCGAGAAACUAGCGUCGUGGCUGGCCGGCGUGCUCAAGCUCCACUGUGCCCCGAUGCGGGAUGAAUGGGUCGACGAGAUGUACCAGGAGCUGAGCAACGGGAACCGCAACAACGACAUGACCGAGCUCGUGAAGGGUAUGCGGAACCUGCUCAGCGUGCUAGAAGCGAUGAAGCUUGAUGUGGCGAACCACCAGAUCCGGUGCCUUCGCCCGGUGCUGAUCGAGGACACGGUGCAUUUUGAACAGCGUUACUUCCUCAAAAGGAUCGAGUCGAGAAAAUCCAGCAUUGCGCCCGCCCGGUUGUGGUACUUGGCGGCUCAGCAGCAUGUUGAGCGAGAAUAUGCGAACUCGCGUAUUCCGUACUUGAACGCCUUCGGCGAGAUGACUGUCUUCUUUGACGCUCUUUCUAGGCUAGUCCUUCCGUCAAGCUCGACCAAGGUCCUGAAAUCGACGUUUUCAUUCGAUGAGGAUCGGCUUCUCAAACUCAGAUCCGACAUGUACGACAGCAUCUGCUUGGAGAUUUGCAUGAGGAGAUACGAGGACCUGGAACGCCUAUCCAGGGUGUCACAAAUGUUCCAGAGGCCGCCGUCAUACGUCAGCGAGGCGCCCUCGGCGAACAAUCGAUCCUCGUGCGAUUUCAACUUCAUGGCCCCGACUACAUCGCGUCCGUCCAGCCUCGCUCUCAGCGACCAUGGCUCCAACUUCUCUUCGCCUCGUACUUCGGGUGUCUUCUUCCCGCAACCGUCGUCAGAUGCCGCAGAGUCCCGCACUAAAGCACGUGACCUCUACAACUCACUCCUUGCCCUUCUUCAUACGGCACCCCAAGCCAACUUCUCCGAAGGCGUUGCAUCCCUUUCUCCGGCAAAGAGGUGGAGGAGUCUGGCGGACGCGAUGGCCCUGCAGAUCUUGCGCUAUGCGAAUGCGCCUCCGUCAUUGCCAGGAUUCGAGAAGCAGCUUGCUGCGCGGCUGAGUGACGUUCACAAUGAGUUGUUCCGUGAGGUGGAACAACAAUUCCACCAGCGGCUGCUGGCGGAGCUCGCGAAACGGGUCAGCGAAUUCAAGAAUCUCUCGGGGCUUCAGCUCUUCUCGAUUGUGACAGGCGGCCGGAUGUACGGCGCCGGUCGGCCAAGCCAGCGUGGUAUCAGCGCUUUUGGAGAUGUCGGUGCGCCGCGCGACCCUCGCGAGGACGCUGGCAUUGAGGAUAUGGCAGUCCGGCUGGCGCAUCUCGGAAUCCUGCAUUGGCGGGUGUGGGCACCAUUGGUGUAUGAGGGCGACGUUGAGGAUGAGCUCAGCUUCUUCCAGGACCAAGGUCUCGGCUGCGCAUGAUGCCCUACAGGCUUCAGCCCACUUACUAUCCUUCUACUACGGCAAAAACUAUUUCGAAGACACCAUUCGACUCUAUUACGAUAUUUAAUCUGGGCCCGACGCCGGAAGCUGGGUUGCCGCAUUUCCUUAGGGCUCUCCCG